AUGGCGAGGUGGCACAGACUGCUCUUCAGUCUGAUUCUUCGAUGCAGUGCGGACUUCAGCAGCUCCGCGGCAAAUCAGCAGACAAUAUUUUUUGGCCAGCAGGGCCAGCAGACAAUGCAGUUCGGUCAGCAGGGCCAGCAGGGACUGCAAACGGUGCCUUUUGGCCAGCAGGGCCAGCAGCAGGCUGGACCAGGAGCCCAGGGUCAGGUGGAUCCGCUGCAGCCGCCUGGUGGCUCCUAUUCUUGGGGGCCCAAGAAGCCUUACUAUCAGUGGGGCCAGCAAGGCCAACAGAGCCAGACCCAAAGUCCGACAAUAAAUGUGGUCCACCAUGUCCUACUUCCCAACCCACCGGCGCCGCCUCCGACCACAUCUCCCUUCGUUGCAGGCCCUCCGUCUACGUUCCCGGCAACUACUCCAAUGCCCAGCGUUCCGCUUCAAUCGACUUCACCGGGUCCACUGCCAGCGGGCACAGAGGAGGUCCAGUGGAUGGAGGGUGUCCAUACGACCCCGCAGCCUCAGGACGACCUUGAACUUGAGCAGCCGCCUGUCCCACAGUUUACAGUGGAGAGCUUCCUGCCGAAGGGCACCCCGCUUGCAGGCUGCCACGGCUUCGAGGAGCAUUGGGCUCUUUGUACGGAGACGCCCUGCAGCGAUCUUGCUCAGCGCAUAGACUGUGCUUGGGGUGCGUGGGGGCAGUGGGAGUCCUUCGGAGGCUGUUCUGGUCUUGGUGUACGCAGCCGCAAGAUCUUCAGGAUGAACAGUGCAGGUGGGGCACCUUGCAGCGGUGUCAAGGAAGAGACGAUGCAGAUGGACAAGUACUUUGACAGUGAUUGUCUUAUGGGCAAUCGGGACUGCGAAUGGUCGCCAUGGACAGAUUGGAGCCACUGCGGCUGCGACGUUUGUGGCGAGGAUCGCAAAGCACAAACGGUAAGGGUGCGGCACAUCGCGAAUCAGGCAGAGAAGCAGGAAGUGACAGUGGCUGUGCACUGUACAAGCCCAUCCGCAUCCAAUUCUGUCCCUGUGAAGAAUGGACUGCAUACAUGCAGAGUAUGCCAUGCAAUGAAGAGAAUAGAAGAUAGUUUGUCUUAA
Symbiodinium sp. CCMP2592 is the source of this 1089-nucleotide messenger RNA. The record is from the annotation of a GenBank genome assembly. Lineage: Eukaryota; Dinophyceae; Suessiales; Symbiodiniaceae.